Molecule: messenger RNA, 2151 nt
Organism: Prunus dulcis (almond)
Lineage: Eukaryota; Viridiplantae; Streptophyta; Magnoliopsida; Rosales; Rosaceae
Product: protein NRT1/ PTR FAMILY 7.1-like
Exons: 5
Coding region: 1-1842 (613 amino acids)
Biological process (GO): transmembrane transport
Cellular component (GO): membrane
Molecular function (GO): transmembrane transporter activity
Source: RefSeq, a predicted model, not a curated record
AUGGCCAGUUCUAUGGAUUUACUCAACUUUAGUAAUGAGGCUGCGCGAAAGCAGGUGAGAGAAGACAACAGAUGCACCGGAGAAUCAGAAACUGUGAACCGAAACUUAUAUGAAGUCGAACAGAAGGUGAUAGCUGGUAAAAGUAAGACAUCCCUUAUUAGAAAGAGCACAGGAGGAUGGAAAUUUGCAAGCCUCUUACUAGUGAAUCAAGGGCUAGCAACUCUAGCUUUCUUUGGUGUUGGUGUGAACUUGGUUUUGUUUUUAACCAGAGUUCUUGAUCAAGAGAAUGCCGUUGCCGCCAACAGUGUCAGCAAGUGGACUGGAACUGUUUAUUUGUGCUCCUUAAUUGGUGCAUUUCUCAGUGAUUCGUACUGGGGUCGUUACUUAACCUGCGCUAUCUUUCAGCUCAUCUUCGUAGUGGGCUUGGUGCUGUCAUCUCUUUCAUCUUGGCUCUUCUUGUUCCACCCUUCUGGUUGUGGUGAUGGAGAAAUAGUGUGCAUGCCUGCAUCCCCAGUAGGUGUUGCUAUCUUUUAUUUGUCCAUAUAUUUGGUUGCAUUUGGAUAUGGCGGGUACCAGCCAACUAUAGCAACCUUUGGAGCUGACCAAUUUGAUGAGGCAAAUCCUAAAGAGGGAGCUUCAAAAGCAGUUUUCUUUUGCUAUUUCUACUUCGCACUCAAUGUUGGGUCUCUUUUCUCAAACACCAUAUUGGUCUAUUAUGAGGAUACUGGCAAAUGGACUCUGGGGUUUGUGGUGUCAUUGGGGUCUGCUAUCAUAGCCCUUUUGUCCUUUUUGUUAGGGACACCAGGGUAUAGGUACAUAAAACCAUGUGGCAACCCUCUGCCACGUGUCGCUCAGGUAUUCGUCGCUGCAGCUAGGAAAUGGGAUAUUGUUCCAGUAAACUCGGAUGACCUGUAUGAGGUGGAAGGACCAGACUCUGCAAUCAAAGGGAGUAGAAAGAUUUACCACAGCAAUGAGAUUGAGUUUUUGGACAAGGCAGCAACAAUCACUGAGGAUGAUCUGUGUGGCCCUAAGAAUCCAUGGAGGCUCUGCACCGUAACUCAAGUCGAGGAAGCCAAAUGCGUCCUGAAAAUGCUACCCAUUUGGCUUUGUACUAUAAUUUACUCUGUGGUCUUCACACAAAUGGCUUCCCUUUUUGUAGAGCAAGGGGAUGUGAUGAAAUCCAACUUUGGAAAUUUUCACCUCCCAGCUGCUAGCAUGUCUGCUUUUGAUAUAUGCAGUGUCCUCAUCUGCACUGGAAUUUAUCGCCAAGUGCUUGUGCCUUUAGCUGGAAAGCUGAGUGGGAACACCAAAGGGAUAUCGGAGCUUAAGCGCAUGGGGAUAGGGCUCGUUAUUGGCAUGCUGGCAAUGGUCGCAGCUGGUGCCACAGAGAUUGCAAGGCUCAAGCAUGUGCUGCCUGGUGAGAAAAUAAGUUCUCUGAACAUAUUUUGGCAAAUUCCACAGUAUGUUCUUGUUGGUGCUUCUGAGGUUUUUAUGUACGUUGGUCAACUUGAAUUCUUCAAUGGACAAGCCCCCGAUGGGAUAAAAAGCUUCGGAAGUUCACUCUGCAUGGCUUCAAUGUCGCUUGGGAAUUACGCGAGCAGCUUUCUGGUUAACAUGGUAAUGGGAAUUACAGCUAGAGGUAAAGACCCUGGUUGGAUCCCAGAUGAUCUGAACACAGGUCACUUGGACAGAUUCUACUUCCUAAUUGCAGCAUUAACAGCUUUCGACUUUGUGAUUUACGUGUUUUGUGCUAAGUGGUACAAGUCCAUUAACCUUGAGGGCUCUGAGAAGGAAAUUCAGAUCAUUGAAAUUCAACAAGAUGUGGUGCUCAGAAGAGUUUAGGCAUCUUGAUUAGUACUUGGCAUGAGUUUAAGAAAUAAUCUUUGUGUGCUGCAGAAGAGGAGAGAGCAUGACCUCUUAUAUAUUGCAGAAGAGAAAUGAUUGCUUUCCUAAAUAGUGUAACAUGCUUUUGCCAAGUUAAGAAGAUUUAAGUAAUAAAUAAGUUUGUUUAGGCUGGCAGCUUUGGCUUGCAUUGUAAGUUUCAAACAUUUUGGUAGAGCUAAUGGAAUCAGUGGAUAUUUUGGUAAAUUGUCAUGUACUGCUUUUGAAUUCUUGGAAAGUGAUUGCAGCUUUGGAUUCCUUCCAGGGAGG